UGGGGGACCAUUUCCAGGUCGCACAUUCUUGGUUAUUGUGGAUGCGUUCUCAAAGUGGAUAGAAGUCUUUCCUGUGUCUUCUACAUCUGCAGAAGCUAUCAUUUCUGCAUUGAGAAUUGCAUUCGCUCAGCAUGGCCUGCCUGGUGUCAUAGUUUCAGACAACGGUCCUGCCUUCACCAGUGCCAGUACCUUGAGUUCUUAACUCGAAGUGGAAUACGCCGCAUGCUUGUACUGCCGUAUCACCCUGCCUCAAAUGGUGCAGCUGAAAGAGUUGUACAAACUGUGAAGAACAAACUCAAGAAGUCUGGUUCUGGGAACUUCCAAACGCAGAUCUCCAGGUUUCUGUUCCACUUUAGGACCACACCACAUAAAGUGACAGGUCGGCCACCGUGUGAACUCCUGACAGGAAGAAUGUUCAAGACUCCGUUGGAUGUCCUCAGGCCAAGCCUGCAGGCAUCUGUAUUCCUAAAACAACUCAAGCAGAAGUUGUAUGCUGACAGAGGGUCCCGGCAGGCUCCAUCACUGCAGCCAGGUGAUGAUGUGUACGCGCGAAACUUUCGCAGGGGCACACUCUGGAUGCCUGCCAGUGUCGUGGACGUCACUUCAUCAUCAGCCAGUGUCUGUUUUGAAGAUGGCACCUUAGGAAACCGGCACAGCGACCACUUGCACCUUGUGCAGACAGAAACAUUGGCCUCUCCUCCUGAAACUGCUAACGCUGCAGCUCCACCACAGUUGGAGCUGCCGCUUCAUCAUGCAGCUAUUCCAGAAGUGCCUCAUCAGGAACAGCUACCCGGAACUAGCUUCUCUGGGAGUAGCUGUGCCAGAGAGUGACGGGACAGCGCUCAACAGGGGUGUGCAUGUGAACAGUGACUCUGUCGUGCCUACGGCUAGCAUGCCGAAGUUGCGACAUGGCACAAGAACUAGGAAACCGGUGAAUAGGUACUCCCCGUAGUCUUCCUCCUUAGAGGGGAGGAGUGUUACAAUGUUGGUUCAAAUGCAGCGCCCCCACGCGGCGCUGAUAGUUGUGUUGAGCUGUGCAAGCCUGGCACAGCAGUGGGGUGGCCGUUUUGGGAAAUAAUAAAACAGUU
Rhipicephalus microplus (southern cattle tick) is the source of this 1088-nucleotide messenger RNA. RefSeq lists its product as uncharacterized. The record is from RefSeq and is a predicted model, not a curated record. Lineage: Eukaryota; Metazoa; Arthropoda; Arachnida; Ixodida; Ixodidae.